This is a messenger RNA of Phymastichus coffea, 1705 nucleotides long. It is a transcript of the gene prel, whose product is annotated as protein preli-like. The transcript has 5 exons. Gene Ontology annotation, cellular component: mitochondrial intermembrane space. Gene Ontology annotation, biological process: phospholipid transport. Bases 282 to 995 code for a protein of 237 amino acids. Gene Ontology annotation, molecular function: phosphatidic acid transfer activity. The record is from RefSeq and is a predicted model, not a curated record. Lineage: Eukaryota; Metazoa; Arthropoda; Insecta; Hymenoptera; Eulophidae.
UCUUACAUACCUCGUUUCGUCUGCUUUGAACGCUUUUAUCAACAUAAUAUGGCUCAGUUGUAUGACCAGUAAAAUCAACGAAUUCUACUAUAUUUAUUUGCUCCAAAAACACGCGUCUGGAAAUUUUGUGAAAAUAAUAACCCACUUAUUUAUCGGUCAACAAAAAAAAUUUUGAAAAAAGAAAUAAAAUAAUUCAAUGGUAUCUUGUGACAUUUCAUUUAUUUUUACCAAUCUUGAAUAAAAGAUCUGGUCAAAAAUAAAAACCAAUUUCACUGUACAACAUGGUUAAGUACUUUGAAAGCAGCACAAUUUUUCAAUUCAAUUGGGAUCAAGUUGCUCAAGGAUUUUGGCGCAGAUACCCAAAUCCUAAUAGCACACAUGUACUUAGCGAAGAUACUAUCUCAAGGGAAAUAAAAGAUGGCAAAUUGUACUCAACAAGGCUAUUAACUAAGACUAAUCGAGUACCAAAAUGGGGUGAAAGAUUUAUUAGCAAUAAAGGUACUGUUAAGAUUAUUGAAGAAAGUAUUGUUGAUCCUAAAGAAAAGACUCUUACAACUUAUACUAGAAACUUAGGAUUCACCAAAGUCAUGAGCGUUAUCGAAAAAGUUGUAUAUAGAGUAUCUGAGGAAAAUCCACAAUGGACUAUUGCUAGAAGGUCGGCAUGGAUUGAAAGUUCAGUGUUUGGAUUCAGUCGAGCUAUUCAAGCUUUUGGACUUGAUAGGUUCAAAAAGAACUGUGUAAAAAUGUCAAAUGGAUUCAAUUAUGUACUUGCUAAUAUGUUUCCACAAACUGCACAAUUUAUGAAUCCAAACCUUUAUCAAAUGGGUUUUAAUGAUAAGGCUGGAGAACCUUCUAUGAUUAGAUUAACACAUGCUGCAGAAGAUUUUCAACAUUCUCUACAAGACAAAGCUGAAAAAAUGAAAGAUGCAGCUAAAAAAGCAACUGAUCUCGCAAAACAGAAAGCUGGACCUAUCUAUGUCGCAAAUCAACAGUAAAUUUUGUUAAACAUAAUACAGUUAUGAGACUUAUUUUAUUUAGUUACGUAUCAAUAUUGACAUUCAAAAUAUUUUGAGAUUUAAUUGCAUUCCUUUAAACUGCCCACUAAAAAGAAAAAGCAAUUAUUAAAAUAGCUUUUCAUUCCAAUAAUAUUCGUAAAUUUCAAAUUCUUGAUCAUAUUGUACAUUGAAAACCAUAAUAAUUUCCAGGAAUUAACAUUAAUAUAAAUCAUCAAAAAUUUAUGAAUUAUUAAAUAAUUGCAUCAAUCAUCAUAGUAUUUUGUCUCCUUUUAUACUAAUCGUUUGAAUGUUAGUUAGAUACCAUAAAUUAUCUUUGCUUAAAUGUAAAAAAGUAAUGUACAUAGAUUUUUCUGUAUAUAAAUAUUUCAUUCCUUUAGCUCACCACUUAUGUUCAUUCAAAGUUGAUUAAUUUCCGUGUAAACGCUAAUGUGAAAGUUUUCGGCAAUACAGUUAUUUCAUUUAUCUAGUUUUUCUAAACUUCUUUUUAAUAUGCCUAUAGUAAAUAGCGUAAUUAUUGCAUGCAUAUAAGAACCAUAGUAGGAGUAUAAUAAUUGAUCAAAUUAAUUAUGCCAAUAUAAUUCAGGAUAUUAAAAAUUUAAUAAAUUAAUUGAUGACGAGUUGUAGAAGUGUACAUAUAUAUUUUUUAGCAAUAAAUGUGAAUAAAACUGAGAAAUCUUUAUUAUUUAUUU